AUGCCGCGCGUAUCUAUCGAGCGCCUGCUGCCUCCCGGGUUCCGCACGCAGAUCCCGGGUUCAGGACCUCUCGCUGCCUCCCCGACACUGGCCCCGCGGCCGCGCGACCGAGACGUCGGGCCGGUGCCCACCCCAGAGGGUUGGGGGCGGGGGGCGGGGGACGAGCACCGCAGUUCCUCGCGCGACCUCGCAAGCAGCCAGUGCGGCAGCGCGGGGCGAGCGCAGGGCCCGCCGGGACUUGUGGGCGGGACCGGGGCCGGAAGGCAGGAUGCGAACGUGCUGCGGGGCCGGGGCGCCGCUGCCGACGACAAGAUUCGCGAUGUCCCGCUGGCUAAGAAGAUCGUCACCGAGGUCGGCGGCGCCGAAAUCCUGCACAGGCUGACCUCCCAGGAGCCCCCUGUAACGACCUCCCCCAAGGCCACCCCAGAGCUGAGCUCCACCCACAGCCCCAGGAAUCCUGGGCCCCCGCCUGGGAACAGCUCCACCAGGCCCUGUCGCCCUGAGAUCCACCAGUCACCAGUACCAGGGGGUCUGGAGCUACUGUGUGAGGCAGCCUGUGGCCCCGGUAUGUCAGCGAGCUGGACCCAGGCCCCCGGGGGUCUUGAAGCCUACGAGAGGCAGGAGGCUGGGGCCCUGGCUCGGCUGAGCGUGCCGUGGGCCAGGUGCAACCCUGAAGGCUGGUUUCAGUGUCGCCUGGACCCAGGGGGACAGAUGGCCAGCCUCUACCUGGUCCCUGAAAUCUGUCCCCCAACAACAUCCGCAGCCCUGUGGCCGGGCAGCUUGGUGCUGGGGCUGCUCUUCCUGGCGUUCCUCACCCAUCGCCUGUGGAGACGCUGCAGGCCUGCUGGCUGA
Puma concolor (puma) is the source of this 852-nucleotide messenger RNA. The record is from RefSeq and is a predicted model, not a curated record. NCBI's taxonomy places the organism in Eukaryota, Metazoa, Chordata, Mammalia, Carnivora, Felidae.